Messenger RNA from Orcinus orca (killer whale), 3092 nucleotides. It is a transcript of the gene ZFP64, whose product is annotated as ZFP64 zinc finger protein. Gene Ontology annotation, cellular component: nucleus. NCBI's taxonomy places the organism in Eukaryota, Metazoa, Chordata, Mammalia, Artiodactyla, Delphinidae. The record is from RefSeq and is a predicted model, not a curated record. Bases 596 to 2533 code for a protein of 645 amino acids. The transcript has 9 exons. Gene Ontology annotation, biological process: regulation of gene expression.
GGGCGCUGACGCUCAGCCGGGGUUCACCCCAAGCCCGCGGCGCCCCGCGCACCCACCCAACUGCAGCCCGAUUCGGUCUUCUCUGCAAACCACCCGGGCGACCCGGGGGCGACACGGCUGCCCGGCCACAGUGGGGACCAGACGCCCAGGGCUGCAGGUGCAAAGGCGCCAGAGCCGGGGAGGCCAAACGCGCCGGCCCAGACCGCAGGGGUGUGAGCUGGGCGCCGGCUGCCGCAGCCCGGGGUGCGCAUCCCUCGCCGCCCGUGGUCGCCCAACCCGCGGAGACGCGUGUGCGCCAUCCGGCUCCCGGGGGAUUCCGCGGGUGCAGGGCCUAGCGGCCCGGGCAUCGGGAUUGGACCGCUGCUUCCCCCGAGAGCCGCUGAUGCAAAGGCAGGUUGGGGCGGCCGAGCCCGGCCAGCGCCCUCUAGGCAGCGGAAGUGGAGCUUGCUUUACAUCCGUCCUCCCCGCCUCGCAGAGUUGGGAGAAGGAAGGCUGGGGGGUGUGGAAAAAUAAAAGGAAAAGUCCUUGCACCAUGUAGACCCGCGCCCCCCUACCCUGGCACCCCGGCCGGCCGGGGACCUCCCAGUCUGCGGCCAUGAACGCGAGCAGCGAGGGCGAGAGCUUCCCGGGCUCGGUGCAAAUUCCAGGUGGCACAACAGUGCUGGUUGAGCUGACUCCCGACAUCCACAUCUGCGGCAUCUGCAAGCAGCAGUUUAACAACCUGGACGCCUUUGUAGCUCACAAGCAGAGUGGCUGCCAGCUGACCGGCACAUCUGGGGCGGCGCCCAGCACAGUACAGUUUGUAUCAGAGGAAACGGUGCCUGCCACCCAGACUCAGACCACCACACGAACAAUCACCUCUGAGACCCAGACGAUCACAGUUUCAGCUCCAGAAUUUGUUUUUGAACAUGGCUAUCAAACAUAUCUGCCCACAGAAAGCAACGAAAACCAGACAGCCACUGUCAUCUCUCUCCCUGCCAAGUCACGAGCCAAAAAGCCCACAGCCCCAACUGCUCAGAAGAGGCUUAACUGUUGCUAUCCAGGUUGCCAGUUCAAGACUGCCUAUGGCAUGAAGGACAUGGAGCGUCAUUUAAAAAUCCACACGGGAGACAAACCCCACAAGUGUGAAGUCUGCAGCAAGUGCUUCAGCCGGAAAGAUAAGCUGAAGACCCACAUGCGGUGCCACACGGGCGUGAAGCCCUAUAAGUGCAAGACGUGUGACUACGCUGCUGCAGACAGCAGCAGCCUCAACAAGCACCUGCGGAUACAUUCCGACGAGCGGCCCUUCAAAUGCCAGAUCUGCCCCUACGCCAGCCGCAACUCCAGCCAGCUCACCGUACACCUCCGGUCCCACACAGCUUCAGAACUAGAUAAUGAUGUUCCAAAACCAACUUGUCCCUCCGCUGAUAGCAGUGAUACCCAGAAAGCCCCUGUCACAGCUCUUCCCUCUGAGUCAAAGGAACAAACAGCAACCCUUGGGGAGAGGACCUUCAACUGCUGCUAUCCAGGUUGCCACUUCAAAACUGUUCAUGGCAUGAAAGAUUUGGACCGCCAUCUAAGAAUCCACACUGGAGACAAACCCCACAAGUGUGAGUUCUGUGACAAGUGCUUCAGCCGGAAGGACAACCUGACUAUGCACAUGCGGUGCCACACCAGCGUGAAGCCCCACAAGUGUCACCUGUGUGACUACGCUGCCGUGGACAGCAGCAGCCUCAAGAAGCACCUGCGGAUACAUUCCGAUGAGCGGCCGUACAAGUGCCAGCUCUGCCCCUACGCCAGCCGCAACUCCAGCCAGCUCACCGUACACCUCCGGUCCCACACAGGGGACACCCCCUUCCAGUGCUGGCUCUGUAGCGCCAAGUUCAAAAUCAGCUCGGACUUGAAAAGGCACAUGAUCGUGCACUCGGGGGAGAAGCCUUUCAAGUGCGAGUUCUGUGACGUCCGCUGCACCAUGAAGGCGAACCUCAAGUCGCACAUCCGCAUCAAGCACACCUUCAAGUGCCUGCACUGCGCCUUCCAGGGCCGGGACCGGGCCGACCUCCUGGAGCACAGCCGGCUCCACCAGGCCGACCACCCCGAGAAGUGCCCCGAGUGCAGCUACUCCUGUUCCAGCGCCGCCGCCCUGCGCGUGCACAGCCGGGUUCACUGCAAGGACCGCCCCUUCAAGUGCGACUUCUGCAGCUUCGACACCAAGCGGCCCAGCAGCCUGGCCAAGCACAUCGACAAGGUGCACAGGGACGAGGCCAAAACAGAGAACCGGGCCCCGCCGGGCAGGGAGGGGCCCCGAGAGAGCGGUGGGCAGCACGUGGCCCAGAUAGUGACCCAGCGGGCCUUCCGCUGCGAGACCUGCGGCGCCUCAUUUGUCAGGGGCGACUCUCUGCGGUGCCACAAGAAGCAGCACAGUGACCACAGUGAGAACAAGAGCUCGGGCUUGGUCACCUUCCCGCCCGAGAGCAGUGCCUCGGGGCAGCUGGGCACCCUGGUCUCCGUGGGGCAGCUCGAGACGUCCCUGGAGCCCAGCCAGUGCCUCUAGUUCCGCCGGAGAGGGUGGGCAGCCGUCCGGAAUGCCAGACACGCGCCCCUGCCCGGCCCUCUGCACUCAGGCCUUCGAGCCAGACUUGAGUCACCAGCUGAGGGGACACCUGCUCCAGCGAGGCCAUGGCCCCAGUCACCGCGGCCUGAGGGCAGGCAGGCGCCAAGGCAACGCGGUGGAGACCCUCCCCCAUCCGUGUCCCUGUCUUCCCUCCAAGAAUCGUCUAAGCAGGUUGUCUCGGUUCCAAGGUGGGGGGCGACCAUCGAGCACUGCUCCCUCCAAUAGGGAUGGUUGCUUCGCGAUGGAUUCCAGUUCUAAAACCAGUCCAUCUCCGAUGGCAUUAUGAAACUAAUUAGACCGCAUGGAAAAACUAAUACUACGCUCAUCUGUAGAGCGGGAAAGGUGAAGGUGAUGGCGGGGUACCUGGAGGGUCUGGGGCGGCCGGAAAAGUUCUAUUUCUUAACCUGGGUGGUGGUUUAUGAGUAUUCGCCUUCUGCGUUUUUUGUGUGGUUCCUUUUAUCUGUUGUCUUAUAAUAAAAAGGCAAGCUCAUCUGUAGAA